This is a messenger RNA of Fonsecaea multimorphosa CBS 102226, 198 nucleotides long. RefSeq lists its product as uncharacterized. The transcript has a single exon. Bases 1 to 198 code for a protein of 65 amino acids. The record is from RefSeq and is a predicted model, not a curated record. NCBI's taxonomy places the organism in Eukaryota, Fungi, Ascomycota, Eurotiomycetes, Chaetothyriales, Herpotrichiellaceae.
AUGUCUCACUUCACCAUCGGCACUUUCUUCGCCUCCACGGCCACCGCUCUCGCGCCAUUCCUCAUCGUCUACUACAUGCCGCAAAAGACGCAGACCCCUUCAUCGGCGCUGGCGUCCCUCCCCAAACCCCGUCCUCUGGCGGCUUUGCGCGACGCGCGUGAGAACGCGAAGACCGCGCCCGAGUUCAACCUCAUCUAA